Molecule: messenger RNA, 1463 nt
Organism: Lathyrus oleraceus (garden pea)
Lineage: Eukaryota; Viridiplantae; Streptophyta; Magnoliopsida; Fabales; Fabaceae
Product: protein DMR6-LIKE OXYGENASE 1
Exons: 3
Coding region: 142-1197 (351 amino acids)
Source: RefSeq, a predicted model, not a curated record
AAAACUAGUCCAGAUUCAAUGUAUAUGUACCUGUGGUUUAAUAAUCACAAAAAUGUUGAUAAGUUUCUUAUGAUGCUGAUAUAUUUUGAAACAACCUUUUAAAUAAAGAGAAACACAAGAAAAUCAUCUUCAACAUUAAACAUGGGAGAGAUAGAUCCAGCUUUUGUUCAAGAACAAGAACACAGACCAAAACUCUCCAUCAUCGAAGCCCAAGGAAUUCCCGAAAUCGACCUCUCUCCAUUAUUCCACCACGAAGCUCCAAAUCCAUCUGCUAUUGAAGGCUUAGUGAAGGAGAUUGGAAGUGCAUGCAAGGAGUGGGGAUUCUUUCAAGUAACAAACCAUGGAGUCCCUCUGAGUCUUAGGCAGAAACUUGAGGAAGCUUCUAGAUUGUUCUUUGCUCAGAGUUUGGAGGAGAAGAAGAAGGUUGCAAGAGACGCCAUCAGUCCAAACGGUUAUUAUGACACAGAACACACCAAAAACGUUAGAGACUGGAAAGAAGUGUUUGAUUUUACUUGCCAUGACCCUACUUUGGUUCCUGUUACUUCUGAUGAACACGAUGAUCGAGUUACUCAAUGGACCAAUCCAACCCCUCAGUAUCCUCCUCAGUUCAGGGCUAUAAUUGAAGAGUAUCUUCAAGAGAUACAAAAGCUGGCCUUCAAGUUACUGGAGCUAAUAGCUUUGAGCUUAGGAGUUGAAGCGAAGAGAUUUGAAGAAUUCUUCAAAGAUCAAACAAGCUUGCUUAGAUUCAACCACUAUCCUCCAUGUCCCUACCCUCACCUUGCUCUUGGCGUCGGAAGACACAAAGAUCCCGGUGCCUUGACUAUUCUUGCUCAAGACGAGGUUGGAGGACUUGAAGUGAGGCGAAAAUCAGAUCAAGAAUGGGUUUCUGUGAAACCUAUUCCUGAUGCUUACAGUAUCAACGUUGGUGAUAUCAUCCAGGUUUGGAGUAAUGAUGAAUAUGAGAGUGUUGAUCACAGAGUAAUAGUGAAGGAAGAGAAAGCAAGGUUUUCUAUUCCAUUCUUCUUCAACCCAGGACAUGACGCUGAAAUCAAGCCUUUGAAGGAGCUUAUAAACGACCAAAACCCUUCAAAAUAUAAGGCAUAUAAAUGGGGUAAGUUUUUAGUCAGCAGAACAAGCAGCAAUUUCAAGAAACAAGAUGGGGAGAAUCUUCAAAUUUAUCGUUAUAAGAUAUCUUAGAGAUUACAAUACGUUAAUAUAAGUAUCACAAUGUUACUUAAGUUGUUAAUGCAGUUAGUAUUUGUAACAUAUUUGUUAGUUAAUUUAAUUAUUUGUUUUUUAAUAUAUUUAAAAGACUUAGUCUUUAUGUGUGUUGUUAGUGCUGUUAGUUUGUUUAGUAGGUAAUUAGUUUUUAGGAAUUUUAAGUUCGUGGCUUUGUUGAAUUGUUCUGCUGUACUGCCUAUUUAUAAGGCUAUCUAUUUUCAAUAAAACUUCAUUCUCUCCAA